AGAAUAACUCACCUGUUCCAUCCACUUUCAUCAUUGGACAUAUUUAGUCACUACCUGCGUUUUCUGUGUUUUUGAGGUCACUUUAGAGUAAAAGAGGAGAAGAAAUUUAACAUAUUUGGACGACCAACAUUCAUCAUAUUGGAAGGAUGAAAGACAGAUUUGGCCAACUUCAGGAUGCGUUGGACGAGCCUGGAGGAGGAGGAGGUUAUACCAAUGAGGCCUUCCCCAAUGUGGACCUGGACCUAAAUGACCUGUCUGCCCAUUCGGGCAGGAACUGUGCAACAGUGGCACCUGACAACGACCCUGAGCUGAACCGCAUUCUCCAGGAGGCCCAAAAUGUUCGGCAGGAGAUCCAACAGAUCCAGGAAGACCAUGCCCAGCUCCGGGACCAGAACUACCACGCCUUGAACAAUACAUUUAUGGACGACACCAGUGAUGUGAUCAGGGACGCCAACAACAUUGCAACAGACAUCAAGGCCAGAGGAGGGGCUGUGUUGCAGAGGCUGCACAGGAUGAACAGGGAGACCAGGAAGCUGGAGGUUCAACGAGGUAGCACUGACCACGUGGUACGUAUCGCCCGGACGCAGUACACCAACCUGAGCACCACCUUCAGGGAAGUGAUGUUCAACUACAACGAGACAGAGCUGGGACACAGGGAGAACUGUAAGAAACUGAUCCAGAGACAGAUGGCGAUUGUGGGCAGAGACGUCACGUCUGAGGAGGUUGAGGAGAUGAUGGAGAGCGGGCAGCAGUUGAAUAUCUUCAACGCCCUGGCUGAUGGGACGGCCCAGUCGGCACUGACGCAGAUUGCUAGUAGACACAAAGAGCUGCUGGACCUGGAGAAGAGGAUCCAGGGGGUUCAAGAGCUGUUUCUGGAUGUGGCUGUGUUGACAGAGGAACAGGGAGCGGUGCUCAACAACAUCGAGACCAACGUACAAAAGACGGAGGCACCUAUCGCGAUUGCCAGGGAUCAACUGAACGAAGCCAAAAGAUAUGACAAGAACAAUCCCAUCAAGAAACUGUUCUGUUGCUGCUUUCCAUGUUGCAAAUGAUUGUAUAUCUCAUCUGAUACAUUAUGUAUGUGAUACAUUAAUUACCUUGAUAUUAUUGUAAAUAAUAUGAUUUUUUUAAGAAAGCAGUGGGACUGCGAGGUUGGCCUACAAUAAGGACAGGUAACGAUGGAUAACCAUUUCCAGGAGGGAAAUACUGUAUGAGGGAUGCAUAGAAGGGCCUAAAAACUCUCUCUGGACUACCAACCAAUGACACUUUCAAUCAAAAGAACAUUGCAUUGAGUUUGCAGAGAGUCUGAACUCUUUCUAUUCUAGGUUUGAUAAUUUGGACUUUAGUAUUGAGAAGGAUGAGCUGAUGUGUAAAUUCUUAUCAUUAGCACAAUGGGAAGCUGAUUUGGUAAUAGAGGAAGCAGAUGUUGAUAGGGGUUGUUGAUAGGAGUCAAUAAGGAGUAAAUAAGUUUGCAAUCCUUUUGUUAUGGCAAGCCUAAAUAAGUUCAGGAGUAAGAAUGUGCUUAUCAAGUCACAUAAUAAGUUGUAUGGACUUACUCUCUAUGCAAUAAUAGUGCUUAACAUGCUUUUUGAAUGACUACCGCAUCUCUACCCCACACAUACAAUUACAGUAUCUGGAAGGUCCCUCAGUCGAGUAGUGAAUUUCAAUCACAGAUUCAAUCACAAAGACCAAGGUUUUCCAAUACCUCGCAAAGAAGGGCACCUAUUGGUAGACGGGUAAAAAAAAAACAUACAUUGAAUAUCCCUUUGAG
Salmo salar (Atlantic salmon) is the source of this 1771-nucleotide messenger RNA. RefSeq names its product syntaxin-11. Gene Ontology annotation, biological process: exocytosis; synaptic vesicle fusion to presynaptic active zone membrane; intracellular protein transport. The record is from RefSeq and is a predicted model, not a curated record. Gene Ontology annotation, molecular function: SNAP receptor activity; SNARE binding. Gene Ontology annotation, cellular component: presynaptic active zone membrane; plasma membrane; SNARE complex. NCBI's taxonomy places the organism in Eukaryota, Metazoa, Chordata, Actinopteri, Salmoniformes, Salmonidae.